UCUCUCUCUCCCUCUCAGAGAGCUCCGUGUGUUCCUGCUUCUAUCCCAGGAUCUAUGCGGCUCCAGCGACAGCAAAGACGGACUGGUGAUUGUAGCCAAAAGAAACGCCUUGCUCCUGCAACACUGGAUCUUUUUUUCUACAUGCGCCUCCAAUCGGAAUAAAUAACUGAGGAAUGUGGAAAUUACAGAAUGCCCAACAGCGCUGGAAAGAGAUUUAAACCCACCAAAUACAUCCCGGUGUCCACUGCUGCCACACUCCUGGUGGGAUCGACCACUUUAUUUUUCGUUUUCACGUGCCCCUGGUUGACAAAGGCGAUCUCUCCCGCUGUGCCCGUCUACAAUGGCCUCGUCUUCCUCUUCGUGUUGGCCAACUUCAGCAUGGCAACCUUCAUGGACCCUGGUGUUUAUCCACGAGCGGAUGAAGACGAGGACAAGGACGAUGAUUUCCGAGCGCCGCUCUACAAGAACGUGGAGAUCAAGGGCAUUCAGGUCCGGAUGAAGUGGUGCGCCACCUGUCACUUCUACAGGCCGCCUCGCUGCUCACACUGCAGCGUGUGUGACAACUGUGUGGAGGACUUUGACCAUCACUGUCCCUGGGUGAACAACUGCAUCGGACGGAGGAACUACCGCUACUUCUUCCUCUUCCUGCUGUCGCUAAGCAUCCACAUGGUGGGGGUUUUCUCCUUCGGCCUCCUCUUCGUCCUCCACCACCGGGAGAGGCUGGCAGCGCUGCACACCACUGUCACUCUGGUGGUGAUGUGCAUAGCCGGGCUUUUUUUCAUUCCAGUCAUGGGACUGACAGGUUUCCAUAUGGUGCUCGUGGCUCGAGGCAGAACCACCAAUGAGCAGGUGACGGGCAAGUUUCGCGGAGGAGUAAAUCCCUUCACCAGGGGUUGCUGUGGCAACGUGGAGUACGUCUUAUGCAGUCCCCUGGCACCGAGGUACACACUGGACCCCAGGAAAAAGGCCCACGUUAAAAUCCAGCCCCCCUUCAUCAGACCUGACCUGUCGGACAGACAGAUCACCAUCAAGGUCUCCGACAACGGGAUCCACAACACCAUCAUCCGUUCCAAGUCCAAAAGCAGCCUGGAUGGCCUGGACGAAAAAGAAACCCAGCCGCCCCUGCCGCCCAAAGCUGACAGGUACAACCAGCUGAAGAACCAGCUGACCUCCAGCGAAGUAGAGAGCUCGCUCUCUGGUAAGACGCAUCCUUCCACUCCAGCCAUGUACAAGUACAGACCGUCCUUUGGCACCAUGCCUAAAGUCCACUACCACACAGCUGGAGAGAAGAUUGUCAUGGCAGACGACCUGAAGACCUCAGCCAUCAUGGAGGAGGGUGUCCGUGGUCAUGACUACCGAUCCGAGCCGAACCUGGACAUGCCCGAGUACACCAACGCUCCCCUCCACCGCACCUUCCAGUCAUCCCCCCUCCAGCUGGACUCGGACCCCAUCGGCUCCCGCUCGCUCAGCCUGAAGCAGGGUCACUGCCGGCAGGAGAAGAGCCAGCUCCCCGCCCUGCAGCCACAGGCGCACACCUCCACCCCCUACAAGAGCGUCUUCUCCCCCAACGCGCUCUCCAACCGGAACGGCAGCCUGUCCUAUGACAGCCUUCUCAACCCCAGCGUCUCCCCCGCCGCUGCCGCCGAGUGCAUGGCCCACCGCGCCGCGCCCUCCAGGGGCUUCCACUCGCCGUACCUGCCCACCAAAAUGUGCCACAUCCGGGAGCCUGAGAUGCAGAGGCAGCAGGUGACGCUCACCUACAGUCCAGUGCUGCCCCCUAGAGGGAUGGGUAGGCAGUCCCCCCAUCCGAGGGAUAGGGACCCAUCCCCGGUCCGCUAUGACAACCUCUCCCAGACCAUCAUGGCCUCCAUCCAGGAGCGCAAAGAGAUCGAGGAGAGGGAGAAGCGCCAGAUGCUGCGCGGGCGCUCCCAGACACAUAUCUAUGCCCAGGACUCCGGCGUUUUCGACGGGGGCUACGGUCUUACCCAUAAUGCUUGCUACCCAGAAGGGCCUCGCUGCCCUGUUUCCAGGGGCCCCACACCCCCAGCCUACGGAGGCUCCAGGGACAACCUGAUGGGAGUCGGGCUGAGCUACGGGCAGCGAACCCCUGUGUUGCGCCACGCCGGCUCCACAUUAGGCCGGGCGCCAAGGACUUCAUCCACGUCCCUGCACACUGACCACAGCAGCUCCAACAGCAGCCACAGCCGGGCCCCCUGCCCCGACGGCCCCUAUUUCUCCCCGUCCCACCAGCCCCGAUCCCCCGCCAUGCCCCGAUCCCCCUCUUACUCCCACCAGAAACUCUCCUACAUCAGUGCCCUCGAGAGGACAGACUCACCUCGUCUGGGGGGCCCAAGAGAGGCCAUGAAAGUAAACGGGCAGAUGGACUGCCACCCCAGUGCCCAGGGUGCCACACUCAGCCCCAGUCGCCAUAGUAACGUCAAAAAGGUGACGGGCGUGGGAGGCACUACGUACGAGAUAUCAGUGUGAGAAGACACUCCGCGUCCAAUGACAACAGCCGACCUGCGACAAAGAGACUCCAGAUUACAGCCAAUCAGGGGGGCACAUUACACUUCCUGUUUUGGGAGUUAUCGUCCAAUCACAGGGUCUGUCUGCCAAGUACCUGUGUGAGUUUGUACAGGGCGGUUUUGUUUUGAGUUGAUCCUGUUGCAGGUUGUACUUGUGGAGGAGUGUCCUGCUGACUUUUUGUGGCCGUCCAACAGAUUGUCGAUAUUGUUUCUGUCGUCUAUCAGAUGUGGUCACAACGUCGUCUCCGGUUGUAAUACAAAAAAAAAAAAAAACACCACAGAAGAAGAAUUAAACACACAGGCGAGAAGUCAAGGUGCUACACAUUGCAUCGCACUGUUUCAGCGGAUUGGGUGGAGUUGUACAGAUUUUAAAAAGUGAUGCAGGAUUGAAAAGUUAUAUAAGCAACAAGUGCGAGUAAAAAAAACAAAAAAAAAACAGAUAUUGAGAGGGGACUGCUCAAGUUUUCUGUCUGGUGGUUGCAUUUGAAAUUUCUCUGAGAAAAGUUUAUAAUGAAAUAAAAUCAAGACAACAUGUCUCAGGAAUAAAUGCAACCAGGAGAGGUCGUCGAUUUCGAUUCACACAUGAUGAAUGUCUCCCUCUGAGGCCAGCUAAACCCCCUUCAUAUCCUUCAUUUAUCAGUUUUAUUAUUUUAUCCUGACCCAUGACGAUCACAGGAUUAACCGUGCUUUAAGGAUCAGAACAUCUCACCCUGUUUCAGCGAGUCGCGUCAGGCUCAACCAAAACAACUUCUCUGUUCAUGUUCUGUCAAGAAAAAAGGUUCAAUAUGAACGUUUUGUGUUAUAACAUAGGAAUGGAAGCGAGCCUUUUAUCCAGUGUAGUGAAAUGAAGACCGCUGGUCAUCCAGUCAUCGUAGUGUAGUUUUUUAUUUGGUUUGAUUCCUUUUUUAUAUACCCAUCAUUUAAAAGAAAUGUUUGAUACAUCUUUUUUUUAUACACUUAAUGAAGCCUGGAACAGAAGCUUUAUUUCGAGUGGAUUUCUAGUUGAUAAAUUCUGAAUCUGAGAUUGUGAUAAUGGACAUAAAAAGAAAAAAAAAACAUAAAGUGAAUACAGGUUGUUCUACCUUGCAGUGUGAAGAAGCGUACAAUGAAAUGUUAUGAUAGGGUGUGUGUGUUUUGAGGAAGUGUGAAAUGUUUGAGUCGAUCUCUAAGUCCACGUUAAAAAAAACAUGAAAAUGUUUCUCCAAGACACCAACAUGUGUCUGAGACUUCAUGAAGCCUGAACAUGUCAGGUCAGUCUGCAGCAGCUGUCUGGAACAGCUCCAGUGUCGUCUGCCACUCAAACUGAACUUUAUUUUCAUUUGUUGUUUAAAGUCUCAUCGCAUGAAUUACUUAAGAAGAAGAAGGCGGAGUGGGAGGAGUUUAUCUAUAUUUGAAACGAUCUGAAUAUAUAUAUAUAAAGAAAGCCGUGAGUUUACAUGGAUGUAAAAGAUCUUCACAUAAAGAAUGAACCAUCGUUGCCUUUGAGAGGAGAAGCUUUGUGUUUCAUGCGCGGUGAAACGUAGUGAGAUGAAACACUUGAAGGAACAUUUAGUUAGAACUCCAGAUGUAGGGAGGAGAGUGCUACUUGGACGCAAAGAAGGGAAGGUGAGAGGUGGUGUUCUUUGCAAAACGAUGUAAGCAGUCAAAGAAGAAAACAGCUAAGACAUCUUUAUUCUCACAGCAUGGUCAUGUGGAUGGCGUUAUCCCGGCGUGAAAUAGCCCAGGGUCAAUUCCACAGUAGUAACCCAGCCUCACUACAAACCUUCGGUAUAGACCACAUAAGUGUUGUAGUUAAGACCACACUAACCGAGACCAGAGUGCUCCGAGACAAGACAUUUAGAGAGCGAGAGCGAGACCAUAAAUAUCACUGAAAAAUCAUCAUCUUGUGUGCAGGGGGGCGUCACUCACUUAGACCGUAACACCGGGAGGGUUGUGGAGGUAACCGGGGGAUAAAAAUCUGAUUAUGAAUGAAUCUCAGUAAUGACGUGGAAAAAUAGACCAUCAGUGGUGUUCUUGAUUUAAAAUUAGGAGUCCAUCCAGUCUGAGACCAGGACAAGACCGAGUACAAAUGUUUUUUUUGAUUUGGAGACGAGACUUUUAAAAAGUGUUCUUGAGACCAAGACUACUAUUCUACUACAACACUAGACCACAUCCCAUCUUCCCUAAGAAAAGGUGACAGUCCAGAACCUGCAGGAUCGUUUUGUAGUUUUUAUUCCCCUUUUUGACAUCAGUGUAGGCAUUUUUUUUUUAAAGAUUUAUUCUCAGGCUUUAAGUGCCUUUUAUUUUGGAGACAGGACAGUGGAUAGAGGUCGGAAAUCAGGGCAUGUUGAAAAGAUGCCACAGGUCGGAUUCUAACCUGGGACGCACACUUAGAGGACUAUAGCAUCCGUACAUGGGGCGCGCGCACUAACCACUAGACUACUGGCACUUCCUAUGAAUAUAGGAAUGAGAUUAUUUCAUUUACACACAUUGGCUUUAAUAACAUCAUCUCCUCUAGUUUGUAGGUGUACUGACGCUCUGCAGGCCACACCUCUCUGACUCCAAGUGUGGAACUGGUCGAGUCCCACUAUGAACGGCUCAGUGUUUCUCUCCAUCCGUUUUUACUUCCUGAUGAAGGCCGGGCGCUGAAACGUGAUCCACAUGAGCGUGCUGUGACAGUAAAGGUGUUUGAAUCAUUGACUGGGAGUCCUCCUCGUUUCUUCUUUAAAAAAUGUUGCUAGUGUUUGUAGUGAGCAGGAGUGGGGGGGCACCGGAUAGCCUAGCGGUUAUACUGUGCACCCAAUGUACAGAGGCUGUAGUCCUCAUUGCAGUGACCGCGGGUUAGAAUCCGACCUUGGCCCUUUGCUGCAUGUCAUCCCCCUCACUUACUCGCUCUCCUCGGCUGUCCUGUCUAAUGAAGGCAAAAAAAAGGCCCCAAAAAUAAAAUCUGAGACUGACUUUAAAAUGUGAAUGGAAAGGUCUGGAAGAAGAAAAAGAUUUAUGACAUUUUUUAAAGGAUUUUUACAUUUCCCUCGAGCUCAGAGUGUGGAGGUGGCUCAGCUGUGGUGGACUUUAGCGUCUGACCGGGUUGGAUGUUAUCAAUGCGGGACUGUAAGUUCGGGUCUCUUUGAAGGUCUCACCCAGCUGCCUUAGCAUGAACACAGGAGUGUGAGGCUGACAGAGUCCAGCAUAUCUGGAUGGUUUAAGAAGCUGUGGUUUACAGGGCUACCUUACUGGAACAUCUUGAAACACCUGAACAGACCAUUAGCUGCUGAGUUGAACCCCCCCCCCCCCCCCCCCCCCUCCUACAGUUUGACCACACAUCAGAACACUAUCGAUGUCAUUCCUCUCUAAGAUGACUGCCAUUAAGAGUCCGCUGUUCCUCUGUGGGGGACGGACAUCGCUGCAGGUCAGGGGUCAUUCCUGACAGUCAACAAUGAAUCUGUCCAAUCAGCAGCGAGCUGAAACAAUGAAAUAUGUAUGAGAAAUAUAGAAUAUACGUCAUGUACAUGCGUUCCUAUUUUUGUGAAGAGGAAGUAUUUCCCAACGAGCUGAGAGUAAAUAAAAGUUUCAAACUCUG
Messenger RNA from Labrus mixtus (cuckoo wrasse), 6084 nucleotides. It is a transcript of the gene zdhhc8b, whose product is annotated as zinc finger DHHC-type palmitoyltransferase 8b. Lineage: Eukaryota; Metazoa; Chordata; Actinopteri; Labriformes; Labridae. Gene Ontology annotation, molecular function: palmitoyltransferase activity. Gene Ontology annotation, biological process: protein palmitoylation. The transcript is spliced from 11 exons. Bases 190 to 2487 code for a protein of 765 amino acids. The record is from RefSeq and is a predicted model, not a curated record.